This is a messenger RNA of Polychytrium aggregatum, 1926 nucleotides long. RefSeq lists its product as uncharacterized. The coding region runs from base 117 to 1673 and encodes 518 amino acids. The record is from RefSeq and is a predicted model, not a curated record. Lineage: Eukaryota; Fungi; Chytridiomycota; Chytridiomycetes; Polychytriales. The transcript is spliced from 3 exons.
AACGCAAGCUCCCAGGCGCAAAGGAAAACUCCCCGGAUGGCGGCACGGCCAAACAUCCGAUUUCCUACCAGCCAUCCAAGAUUGGACAGAACCAGCUGCCUCAGCCGGACUUUGGCAUGGUCAAGGCACGCCAGGAGCAGCGCAAGCAACGUCAGCGCGACGUCCAGCAAGCAAAUGAUGAGCCCGAAAGCACCGGCCCUAUCAGCAAGGGCUCAGACAAGGGCUCGAGCAAGCGCGAGCGACCAGCUCCGGCCGAAACUCUCCAGAGCAGCUUGGACUCUGAAGAGCCCAUAGAUCUCGACGAUGAUAGCGGGGUGUCCGUCCAGGAUGAAACUCCCCAAGACCAAAUCCAGGACAUCAGAGAUGGUCAUAGCAUUCUCGAUGACGUGCAGGAUGACCGGAAGACAGGCGAGGACUCAAGACAUGCCGUCCUGGACAGCAGGGCCUCUAAUGACCUUGCGCUCAGCGUCCAAGAUAACAGCUUCCAGAGCAGUAGUGCCCAAGUGAUCAACAUUGAUGGCGAUGAUGAGGAUGAUAUCAGCGACAACAACGGUCCAGCCGAUCCUCAGGCUCUCGACGCGCAAGGCGAUCUGAUCCUGCAAAACGAUGCGCCGGCAGACGUCCAGAACGAGGGUACCCACGAAUACAGAGUCACAAACUCUGUCGAGGAAGAUAGUAUCCUGGAAGACAGACCGAGCACGUGCGAAACCCAAGACGACGGCAUCCAAGCCGACAUUCAGGAGCACAGUGCACCAGAGGAAGGCGGUGCGGUCAUUGAUUGCGAUGGUCCAGUUGCCAUCGACUGUGACGAUGCCGACAUCCGGGAUGGGGCCGAGUCCGAUCGCAUGGUCGUUCAGUACACUGUCGAAGCCAAGAACACCGAGCCUUUCGAUGCCGACAACACAGACGAUCCGUCUGAGGAUGUGCAGGUUCUUGACGUGGAGGAUGUAUACAAUCACAAGAGCGAGCAAGUACUUCGAGACCGCUCAUCCGAGGAGCAUGCUCGUCCAUCGAGGGACUCUGCCUCGUCACCAUCGGCCAACUCAGCAAAUGGACACAACCAGCAGUACGGAUCGGCCCAAAUAUCCCCCCGGAGCGUCAGUGACCUAUCCGACGCUGUGAUCGAGAUACCAAGCAUGAGCGAAACUGGCCUGGCAUCGAUGGCCCAGCCACACCAGACCACAAAGUCAUCACGCAGCGACAAAAACAGUCGGAGGAUCGCGCAACCAAAGUCUAAAAUCCACCUGCCGCAACUGAGCAUCCAAGCACUGGAAGAUCGAUCGACGGCCGUGCUGCGUCCCGGUCUUGGUGAGCGCGACCUGGCCGUUGUCGACGACGACAUCGAUCCGAAUCUCCAUUUGCGAAAGCGAGAACGUGACAAGCCCAGCAGCGGUCCCGAGGCCAGAGACGACGAGUUUCCGGACUCGACAGAGAGCAGCGAGCACGAGGCUCGGCGAAUCAAGUCCAAGGUGACGGUCGAUCUGGUCAGCCCGCUCAAGCUCGGCCACUCGCCCGAGCUGCUGUACUCCCCCUUCGUCGCCGGCUGUGCCCAAUCGGCCGCGGCACCGAAGCCCACAGUGGUACAUGCGAGCCGAAUGUCCUUGCCGCCGGUGAUUUCGGAUGCCGCAGACCAGGCCGUCGAAGAUCAUCGGCCCGGUAGCCUCUCGGACUGAAAUACCCGAAUGCAGAACGCGAGAAAGGCUGUCCGUCCUCCUGCUUCCCAGCCGCACGGGUGGAUCUCGACCGCGCGCAACUCUUGUCCGUCCUGUUUUUGGUCGCCUGGUGAGAAGAAUCGCCGUUUGUGGACGCACGAUUCCGAAUACAAUCCGAUCCGGAGACCGCGAGGGGCCGCAGAUGCUGUCGGGGGGGGGUGUUUCGAACUCGGCUCCUGCAUGGCUGCUUGGGCAGCGGCUCUGGGGUCGCCCC